AUGCAGUCAAAUAUCAUUAAAUACGCAUACCUCCACAAAGAUAUCUUUGAUGACCAACUAAUCAAGGAUAACAUACUAAACAGGACUAUUGAUCUCACUGCAUACAGAAUACAAUACAAUGAUGAAACUAUUAAGCUGUUUGGGUACAAUGUUUACCAAAGAAACAUUUUGAAUGAAGGCGACGCCGGAGUUGCUAUUGGUGUGAAAAGAAACAUAAAACACAGAGUCAUCGAUGAUUUUACAGAUUUUCUCGCAGUAGAACUAUAUACAGACCGAGGAAGCUUUGUUCUCGGGACGGCAUACAUGCCACUUAGACGAUCCCAAUUCCCAUACCCGGACAUCAUGAAAAUCAUGAGAAGGAACACUCCGGCUUACAUAAUAGCCGACCUAAAUGCCCGACAUCGCUCACUCGGACAAAGUAAUAAUAAUCUAAUGGGCAGCGAAUUAAUUAACCUGAUCCAUCGCAACAUAAUCACCCAACUUGGACCAGACUUCAACACUUUUGUAAGUGCUAGAGGGAAAGGAAGACCAGACAUCAUAAUAGGAAAUAGGAAUAUACACAUGAAUUAUGCCAUACAAGAAGGUCCACUAACAACAUCGGAUCACAUUCCUAUUAUCUUCACCCUGGCGACGUCACCCGUCAUGAUCCCGCAAGCAAAAAUGUAUGACUAUAAAAGGGCGGACUGGGAACUAUUCAAAAGAGAUAUAGAUCAACAAAUGGAUCAACCUACAGAAGAACUCACAGUUAAUAAAGAAUACGUUGACAAUAAAAUCGAUAGCUGGUAUGCAAUGCUUGAAAGUGCAAUGAACAAAGCAAUACCCAAGAAAAAAUACAUAACUCUGCCUCACCCCCUGACAAGCGACCACCGUAAGCUGUUAACAUGGAGAUACAGAAACAUCUUGGAGAUAAAAGAACAUCUUGGAUGGACGCCUCUUCUACGUACCCAAUAUAAGCAACUCCAGGAAGAAAUGAAAGAGGAAAUAAAACGACUGAAGGGAAGCAACCGCAAAGAAACACCCUACAUCUUAAACGCCAACAAUGAGAAAAUAUCAGACGAUCAAGAGAAGGAGGAGGUUUUUCGAAGAUUCUGGGAAAACGUUUUUGAAAUCAAUGAUGAUGAUAACCGCAACUUUGAUAUGCAACACGAAGCUAUGGUGCAAGAGUACCUCUCAAAUAAUAGAUACAGACUUCUCCCCUAUAGAGAAGCACAAGCAAUCAAACUUAGCAAUGAUAACCCUCUCACAAGACCCAUCACAACAGGGGAUAUCAAGUCCAUAAUUAAAGUCUUCAAGGACAAAGCCCCUGGCCAAAGUGGAGUAAGAAAAGCUAUAAUGCAGCAUCUCCCGGAUGUUGCCAUUGUAGAACUGAAAACAAUUUUCAACUGGGCUUUAUCAAUGGGCUAUUUUCCAACAAAAUUUUAA
This is a messenger RNA of Penaeus vannamei (Pacific white shrimp), 1422 nucleotides long. The record is from RefSeq and is a predicted model, not a curated record. Lineage: Eukaryota; Metazoa; Arthropoda; Malacostraca; Decapoda; Penaeidae.